Molecule: messenger RNA, 1563 nt
Organism: Trichoderma reesei QM6a
Lineage: Eukaryota; Fungi; Ascomycota; Sordariomycetes; Hypocreales; Hypocreaceae
Exons: 1
Coding region: 1-1563 (520 amino acids)
Molecular function (GO): oxidoreductase activity, acting on paired donors, with incorporation or reduction of molecular oxygen; monooxygenase activity; heme binding
Source: RefSeq, a predicted model, not a curated record
AUGGCUGUUGCACAAUUACUCUUAGACAACCCUCUCGUUCUCUACACCAUCCUCAUCCUGCUUCUCUCAGUUGCCGUGACGCAUUAUCGAGGGAGAUCACAGCAUGGCUCUUUGCCUCCAGGACCUCCUGGGGAGCCAAUCCUGGGCCACCUGCGCAUCAUCCCCACCGACAACCCAGAGUACUACUACAUGCGAGCAUCUCGAGAAUACCGGUCCGAUAUACUGUCGUUCAACGUUCUAGGCCAAUCCGUCAUCGUCCUCAAUUCCGUCCAGGCAGCUACCGACCUCCUCGACAAGCGCGGAGCCAAUUACUGUGACCGCCCCCGAUUCGUCUUAUUCGAGGUCAUGGGAUGGCACAAGACGCUCACUUUUCUACGAUGGGGCUCUUCGUUGAGAUUGCACCGCCGGAUACUGCAAAAGAACUUUCAGAAAAGCAACAUUGGCAGGUACCGCUACUUGCAGGAACGAGAAGCGGUGGUGCUACUCAGGGGAAUCAUGGACAGGCCAGCUGCGUGGGAAACAGUCCUUCGGCGCUUCUCCACGGCUGUCGCUCUGGGCGUGGGCUUUGGCAUCAAGAUCGAGACGGAUGACGACCCCCUCGUCCAAGUUGCUGCGGAUGCGAGCUAUGCGCUGGGACACGGAGGAGCUCCGGCCGGGACGCCAGUUGACUUCUUUCCAUUGAUGAGGUUCCUCCCCGGCUUUCUGCAUGAUCGAUCCCUCAGAUUUGCCAAUCAAUGGAGGUUUGCCAUUGUCAGCCUGCGCAACAAGCCCUACGAAGCAAUCAUGGCGUCCAAAGCCCGAGUGCAAUCGCUUGUGCAGGAUAUGCUCGACCAGCAGCGAAGCCAAGCCAAGCAAGGCCAAGCCCCUGAGAUCACCGAGGAGGACAUCAAGGGUGCCGGAGCGGCGGUGUUUGCAGCUGGUCAAGAUACCACCUGGAGCACAUUGGUCGUCUUCAUACUCAACAUGGUGCUGCAUCCCGAAGUCCAGAGCAAAGCCCAGCGCGAGUUGGACCAAGUGGUAGGGCGAGAUCGAUUACCUACCUUUGACGACAGGCCCAACCUGCGAUACAUUGACUUCAUUGUCCAAGAAACACUUCGAUGGUGUCCUGUGAGCCCGAUGGGAGUUCCCCAUCGUUCGUUGAAAGACGACGUUUAUGGCGACUUCUUCAUACCUGCGGGCUCAUUCGUAUAUGCCAAUGCUCGUGCCAUGACCCACGACGAAACGGUCUAUCAGAACCCCGAUGAUUUCGACCCUGAUCGCUAUGUUCCACUGGAGGAGGGUGGCCGAGGAGAGCCACUCCCAAGAGGGCAAUUUGGCUUUGGCAGAAGGAUAUGCAUCGGGAAGCACUUUGCAGAGGCCACUGUUUGGAUUGUGGUUGCCGUGAUGUUGAGCACCAUGCGCAUCGAGAGGGAAAAGGAUGCGGACGGAACAGAAAUCCUGCCAGUGGUUGAGUUGACGAAUGGCCUGACUAGUCAUCCCAAGAGCUUUCCUUGCCGGAUACGGGCCCGGGAUGAGAAGAGCGCUGCCGUCAUUCGGGACAAGCAGCUAGUAUCGUCGUCAUGA